Molecule: messenger RNA, 1874 nt
Organism: Chaetomium fimeti
Lineage: Eukaryota; Fungi; Ascomycota; Sordariomycetes; Sordariales; Chaetomiaceae
Product: general substrate transporter
Exons: 7
Coding region: 277-1758 (493 amino acids)
Biological process (GO): transmembrane transport
Cellular component (GO): membrane
Molecular function (GO): transmembrane transporter activity
Source: RefSeq, a predicted model, not a curated record
GAGUGCUGUCCUCCCUGGAUUGUGAUACGGUUGAGCCUAGAUCGUUCCCUGUCAAGUGACGUCGGAUGGAUACGUUUAUUUAUACCGUUACCUUCCCCCGUCCUAUCCUCCUGGGCCCUCUCUUUCCCUUCCUCGUCCAUCUUUAUUCCUCGCCACCUCUCCUCCCAUCACCGGGAUCCCACGGAACAAGCGAGCCGACUUGUUCUCUCCCAUUUCUACCUUCCUUUACACCGACAGAGUAAAGUGAACCAAGAGACAGAAAAGCCCGCCGCCACCAUGGCCUCCUCGCAGGAAAAGGUCGCCUUCGAGAACGUCGAAGGCGCCGACUCGGACCAUGCCGGCAACAGGAUGGCCCCCAUUUCGGCCGACGACUUCGGCUUCUCCCCCGCCGAGCAGAAGAGGAUCAUGCGCCACGUCGACCGCCGCCUGGUACUGACCGUCGGCGCCAUGUACUGCAUCAGCCUGAUGGACCGCACGAACCUGGGCGCCGCUAACAUUGCGGGAAUGGAGAAAGAUCUGGAGUUGAAGAUUGGGGAUCGAUAUAGUAUCAUUUCGCUCGUCUUCUUCGUUACCUAUAUUGUCUUUCAGCCCCCAUCAACCAUCAUCGUGCGCAAGGUCGGCCCGCGUUUGCAUCUGGCCGCCAUCACCAUACUCUGGGGUGGUUGCAUGAUCGGGAUGGGCUUCGUGAACAACUGGGAGGAAAUGGCCGGGAUGAGAGUUUUGCUGGGUUUCUUGGAAGCUGGCUUUUUCCCAAGUUGUGUCUACCUGCUGAGCACUUGGUACACAAGAUACGAGGUUGGUAAGCGGAACUCGGUAUUUUAUAUAGUCGGCUGCGUCGCUGCCGCCUUUGCUGGUAUCUUGGCCUACGGACUCAUGCAAAUGGGCGGCCUUGCCGGGCUGAACGGCUGGCGCUGGAUCUUCAUCAUCGAGGGUAUCAUGACUGUGGUGCUUGGUAUGAUUGGGUACUGGUUACUAGUUGACUUCCCCGACGCGAAGCGCAAGAGCUGGAGCUUUCUUGGGGCGAGGGAAAAGGAGUGGGUAUGCGCUCGCGUCAACGCCGACCGUGGCGACGUCAAGGCACAGCCCUUCUCGAUGGCCAAGUAUCUCCGCGCCGGCACGGACAUCAAGGUGUGGGCGUACGCCAUGAUCUUCUUCAACACCACCACCGUUACCUACGCGCUCGCCUACUUCCUCCCCCUUAUCCUCACCGGGAACAUGGGCUUCACCGUCGCCCAGUCGCAGUGCCUCGUGGCACCCCCCUACGUCUUCGCCGGCAUCAUCAUGUACGGCACGGGUUGGGCCGGCGACAAGUACCGGCUCCGCGGGCCCAUCGUCCUCUUCAACUGCAUGCUGUGUAUCAUCGGCCUCCCGAUCAUGGGCUUCCACUCGAGUCCCGCUGUCCGCUACUUUGGCGUCUUCCUCGUCACCGCCGGCGCCAACGCCAACGUGCCCGCCGCCAUGUCGUACCAGGCCAACAACAUCCGCGGCCAGUGGAAGCGCGCCUUCUGCAGCGCCACCUUCGUCUCGUUCGGCGGCAUCGGCGGUAUCGCCGGCAGUCUGGUCUUCCGCGCCCAGGACAUGCCGCACUACCGUCCGGGCCUGUACGCCUGCAUCGCGACGACGCUCCUGACUAUGCUUAUCGUGGGCGCGCUCACUCUCGACUUCUGGCGCCUCAACAAGAAGGCCGAUCGGGGCGAGAGGGAGCUUGAGUGUGAUGCGGAUGAUAACUACGAGCCUGGGUUCCGCUAUACUUACUAAGUUUUGAGUGUGGGAUGUUGAUGAGCGGGUAACUUAAUGAGCGAUAUCAAUGGCAGUCAUGUUUUGGGUUUGGGACUAAGAGGCCGGGUUGUUUAGCGACUGUGAUGAGAUACCAC